CAUUCUAGUUUCGAGAAAGAAAAUGUGUUGUGUCUAUCUGACCACGCUGACUGCAUUUAACUGAUUUAUGUUUUAAAAUAUAUUCAUCAGUUAUAGUUAAUCUAGAUUUUUUUUAAAAAGAAGGUGAUAUGGCGAAGUGGGGAGAAGGAGACCCACGAUGGAUUGUAGAGGAAAGGCCUGAUGCGGUAAACGUCAAUAAUUGGCAUUGGGUGGAAAAAAAUGCAACACCUUGGAGUCGAGACAAAAUAAAGGAACUGUUUCAAGGUCUUGUUAUUGAUGAUAAACAAGGUGUGUGUGAAAUAAAGGAGCUUUCAAAAGUUGAAGGAGAAGCUACAGCUAAUAACCGGAAAGGAAAAUUAAUAUUUUUUUAUGAGUGGAUCAUAAAAGGAGAAUGGUCUGGCAUGUUAAAUGGAAGUGAUAAAAAAUACAAGGGAACAUUUGAGAUCCCAAAUUUAAGUGAAGAGCAUGAUGCUGAUGAAAUAGAAUUGGAGGUGUCCUGUGAGAAAACAUCUGACGAGGCAUUUCAAGUGAAGGAAAUAAUGAGAAAGAAAGGGAUUGAGGUCAUCAGGCAACAAGCUGCUAAAUACAUCAAGGGACUUAAAGAAGAAUUUGGUCAGGGAAUAAUUCUACCUUCAAAGAAUUCAAAAGAAUCAGCAACAAAACCAAACAAAGAUCAAAAAGAGAAUUUGGCUAAGAAACAAUUGAAUAAAGUCGUUGAUGGAUGUUCACAACAGAUAGAGAACCUUGGUGUUCGAAUACGCACCAAGAAAUUAACUUCAAAAGAAGAAUUUAAGUGCCAGGCAUCAGAUCUAUAUCGUGCACUAACAGACAAAGGGAUGAUAGAAGCAUUUACGGGUUGUACAGCUGUUAUAGAUGCUGCAAAGGGAUCCCGCUUCUCAUUGAUGAACGGUUAUGUAACUGGAGAAUUUGUAGAGUUGAUACCAGAUAAGAAAAUUGUUCAGAAGUGGCGGUUAAAAUCGUGGCCCGCAGAGCAUUAUUCCCAAGUGACAAUGGAACUAGAACAAAAAGAUGACUGUACUGUUCUACAUUUAACACAAACUGGAGUUCCGGAGAAAGAGUAUGACAAUACACUGGAGGGCUGGAAAAUCAAUUACUGGCAGAGAAUGAAUCAAGUGUUUGGGUUUUCUUCAAGGCUUUUUUGACCACGGACAAUUUUGACAAUUUAUUUAAAUCUGUGUAUCUGUCUUCUUUUUGUCAGGCAAUAUGGUCUUAGGGUCGAUGUGAUUGAUAUAUUGUCUAUGAAUUACUGGGACAGACUGUUUUCCAUUCCGUUAUUCAGAGUUGAUGUAUUACCAAUAUUCUUUCUUAGGGGAGGGAGAGGGUUAAGCAAAUUUCAGAUUUUUAUCAACAAAAUGUAAAAAGUAAAUGGAUUGUGCAGUUUUCUAAAUAUUAUUACUGAGUGAUAAUUUAUUUUGAUUCAUGACCAGUAAAGAAUAAAUAUAAAUCCUGAAUAUAAGAUUUGUACUAAUAUGAGGGAGGGGGUAGAAAUUAUUUUUCCUUGUUAAAACGUUUUAUAAUAAUAUAAUAAUAAUAAUAAUGUACCUAAAAUAAUGUUGCUUUAAACUGGAAUUUAAUGGGGGGGGGGGGGGGGGAAUUGGUACCAAGACCACCACCGGUAAUUUAUUGUCCAUCACUUUAGUAGAUUUAAAACCUGUUAAGUUUUUGUUGUAAUUUGUUUUACUGAAAGAAGGGAGCAAUCGCUGUUCAAUACUAGCACACAAGUGGCUUGAUGACGAUAUUUUCAACUUCAUACCACAAAACAUUCUUUUAGUUUUUGUAAAAUGUGUGUUGUCUUUGUUCAUGUCUGCAUUAAAGUGUGAGGUAAUUUGUUACUGUGUGGACAUCCGACAUCUUUUAAAGGGACACACCCUAGUUAUGGCUAGUUGUUAACCAUUACGGUGUUGUUUUUCGCUAUUAAACCCAUUUUUUCACAAAUAAAAUUGCACU
Gigantopelta aegis is the source of this 1968-nucleotide messenger RNA. Its product is annotated as activator of 90 kDa heat shock protein ATPase homolog 1-like. Lineage: Eukaryota; Metazoa; Mollusca; Gastropoda; Neomphalida; Peltospiridae. Gene Ontology annotation, cellular component: cytosol. Gene Ontology annotation, molecular function: ATPase activator activity; protein-folding chaperone binding. The record is from RefSeq and is a predicted model, not a curated record. The transcript has 9 exons. Gene Ontology annotation, biological process: positive regulation of ATP-dependent activity; protein folding. The coding region runs from base 129 to 1163 and encodes 344 amino acids.